AUGGAGGAUACCAAUUCAGUUGCUUCGCUCAUGGACUCUACAUCAUCCAAGAUCCAGCAGCUUCAGAAGGCCUUCGCUGAACUCGAAGGCCAGCGCGCAGUAACACUUAAUAUGAAAUGGAAAGAACUUGAGGAGCAUUUCCACGGACUUGAGAGGUCCUUAAAGAGACGUUUCCACGAGCUCGAAGAUCAAGAAAAAGAAUACGAAACCAAAACAAGGCUCCAUAAGUUUGUAUCAGAUAACCGCAAGAACCUUGCGUCACUAAAGGAAGAGAUUCCUCUAGCGUUCAAGGCUGCAUCAAACCCGGCGAGUUUAGUGUUGGACUCUUUGGAAGGUGAGAUUGGAGUUCUCUUGGACAGUGGAAGGCAGAUAGAUGCGGUGAACUUGGCAUUCGCGUUUGAACUCACACAACAGUUCCCACCUGUUGAAUCUUACUUGACUGAGGCAAAGAGAUCACCUGACAAUGCAUCUGCUACUUUGGAUGAGUUCAAAGAGAGGGAGCUUACAAGUGUUAAAGCUGUGGUAAAGUGCAUCGAAGAGCAUAACCUGGAAGAGCAGUACUCAGUUGAGCCACUUCAGAAACGGAUUCACGAGCUGGAGAAGGUCAAAGCGGAGAAAAAGAAAGCGACAGAACCCACAAAGCCUCAGACAAAACGACCACGUGGUGCUCAACCCCUAGUCACUGACAACAACAACAACAACAACAAUAACAAGACAGGAUAUGGUAGAGUCAUCCCUGAGAGUUAUCCGCAGUAUGUGUAUGACAACAGACCUUUCCUUACCGGUCCAAUCAUGGCAGCACAAGCUCCGCCUCCUCAGACUUACACUUUCAGUCCCGUUGCUACUCAUGGGAACUUCUAUGGGAACUGCUAUCAGUACCAGGCUCCUCCUCCUCCUUACUUUCACUAA
This is a messenger RNA of Eruca vesicaria subsp. sativa (arugula), 909 nucleotides long. NCBI's taxonomy places the organism in Eukaryota, Viridiplantae, Streptophyta, Magnoliopsida, Brassicales, Brassicaceae. The record is from the annotation of a GenBank genome assembly.